Molecule: messenger RNA, 861 nt
Organism: Nasonia vitripennis (jewel wasp)
Lineage: Eukaryota; Metazoa; Arthropoda; Insecta; Hymenoptera; Pteromalidae
Gene: RpL24
Product: 60S ribosomal protein L24
Exons: 6
Coding region: 337-801 (154 amino acids)
Biological process (GO): cytoplasmic translation
Cellular component (GO): cytosolic large ribosomal subunit
Molecular function (GO): structural constituent of ribosome; mRNA binding
Source: RefSeq, a predicted model, not a curated record
CAGAGUAGAUCGUCUACGAUAAAUAGGGUCAUGGAAGUGUUUGCUGUUACAUAUUAAUGAUCUUCUGAUCACACAAUGACGAAUUGAUUGCAUUAUUGAUAAUUAUAACGCUUAUAAUAAUUUAAUGUUAUUAAAAAUAAGCAUUUCUAAAAUUCAAUUUUUCUAAAACAUACAAAAAAUAGAUCUUUCCAAAACCACAAUCCUAAUCAGCGACCAAUCCCUGCGAGUUACCGCGACCUCCUACGGUCUGAUUCUCAAUCGCAAAUUCGCGCGGCUCCUUUUCACCCGGACACGCGGACAAUCCGUUCGGGCCUCUUUCGUUUUCACGCCAGCAAGAUGAAGAUCGGACUGUGCGCGUACAGCGGAUACAAGAUUUAUCCUGGCCAUGGCAAGACCAUGGUCAAAGUCGAUGGAAAGAACUUCACAUUCCUGAACUCGAAAUGUGAGUCUGCCCAUCUGAUGAAGCGCAACCCCAGGAAAGUCACAUGGACCGUACUGUACAGGCGCAAGCACAAGAAGGGUCAGGAGGAAGAACAGACCAAGAAGAGGACCCGUAGGACGCAAAAGUUCCAGCGUGCUAUUGUGGGUGCCUCCUUGACUGAUAUCCUGGCUAAGCGUAACAUGAAGCCAGAGAUCAGGAAGGCCCAACGUGAUCAAGCCAUCAAGGCUGCCAAGGAACAGAAGAAGGCCCAGAAGGCCGUCAAGAAGGCAGCAGCGCCACCCAAACAGAAGCCUGUGCACAAGCAGAAGGCCACGAAAGUACAGCAGAAGGCUGCCCCCAGGGUUGGCGGCAAGCGAUAAAUUAUUUCUUAUGAAGCUUGACAAAAAAAUAAAGUGGUAAAACACUAAAAAAUCACAAAA